Ictalurus punctatus (channel catfish) is the source of this 1396-nucleotide messenger RNA. RefSeq lists its product as uncharacterized. The transcript has 11 exons. The record is from RefSeq and is a predicted model, not a curated record. Bases 82 to 1230 code for a protein of 382 amino acids. Lineage: Eukaryota; Metazoa; Chordata; Actinopteri; Siluriformes; Ictaluridae.
UUUGAGGAAGUUUUCCUGUUCUUCCGCGUCACUCAUUCAUCCACGCUUAUCCUCAGGUGAAUUUAAGUUCGUGUAGCUCCAAUGGCGCGCAGGAGAGCAGUUGGCCAUGAAACUGCUGGAAAUGUUCAGUCUGAGAGAAAGAAGACUGCAGAAGAGCCUCUUCCUGUGCAGCAGGAGAAGAGGAGCUGCUGGACGACUGUAUCGUUUUUAGGGAAAAUUCUCCUCCUUGUCAUUUUCAUACCACCGUUCCUUAAUUACGCCUCGCUUCAGAGAGAAGAGCAAGAGCUCAGACCGAAAGAUGCACAGUUGAUAGAUAUAGGCUUGGACCAGAAGAUCAGCCUCAUCUGCAAAGGCCAAGGACAACCUGUUGUGAUGCUUGACGCUCCAACUGGAAUGUCGUCUGAUAUUUGGCAUCAUGUGCAAGAGAGCGUUUCACAAACCACAAAGGUUUGUGCCUAUGACCGAGUGGGCCUGGGCUUUAGCAGGAGAGCUCUGCAGAACGACACUACAGGCGUGGAGAAAGUGUGGAGAUUAUCGACCACUGGAAGGAUGGUGGACGACCUCCACCGGUUGGUCCAGGCUGCUGAGAUAGCCACGCCCUUCAUUCUGGUCGGCGCAGAACUGGGCGCGCUGAACAGCAGGUUUUAUACUCACGUCUAUGACACGCAAGUGUCGGACUUGGUGCUGAUCAAUCCCAUUCCAGAAGACGUCUUUGAAGAGGAGACGUGGCAGCAGUACUGGUACACACGCCUGGUGCCCUCAUUACAGAUGAUGCAGCUCUCUGCAGCCACGGGUGUGAGUCGUCUUCUCCUCAUCUUGCGGCUGCUGGAGCCGAGUUUCAGUGGAGACAGUGUUUCAGGAGAACUGCUCCAACGUCAGAAAUACCUCUUGAGUAACCCGGCUCAUCAGAGCAGCACCGUGGACGAGCACUACUUCCUGAACGAGAGCGCGUCUCAAGUCAGAGAGAUCUCCAAAUUCAAGCUGUUAUCUAGCAGAAUAUCAGUGAGCGUCAUCGUUGGGGACUCGUUCGACGAACAGCUCCCUGCUCACCUCAACCAAGUUUUUGCUGAUGUGCAGAGGAAGGGUUUAAAGCGAGUUUACCCUCAGGCCAAGCUCAUUCACAUUCAGGGGGUGGACCGUCACAUGAUCUCUAAAAAGGCGUCAUCGGUAAGCAAACAUUUACUGGAGCUCGUGUCAAAGAGACAAACCAAACAUGCAAUGAGGCAAUGAGACCCUGUUCAACUGCCUUCCGAACACCACCAUGUUUCCUGUUUGGAAAUCAUUUACAUUCACAGCUGUGCUGCAUCAUCGCUUUGUUUUAGGAGAAUUGUUUUAUUUUUUUUAUUUUUAAACAGCCAAAAAAAAUGCAACAUGUAUGUAUGUAUGUAUGUAUGUA